Molecule: messenger RNA, 4053 nt
Organism: Pomacea canaliculata
Lineage: Eukaryota; Metazoa; Mollusca; Gastropoda; Architaenioglossa; Ampullariidae
Product: nuclear hormone receptor family member nhr-8-like
Exons: 8
Coding region: 764-2689 (641 amino acids)
Biological process (GO): cell differentiation; positive regulation of transcription by RNA polymerase II; negative regulation of transcription by RNA polymerase II
Molecular function (GO): zinc ion binding; RNA polymerase II cis-regulatory region sequence-specific DNA binding; nuclear receptor activity
Source: RefSeq, a predicted model, not a curated record
UAUCGUCUACCUGCUGUUGCCUUCCCGAUAGGCAACGGUGCUCAUGGGAACAGCACACUUUAAAAAAUUAAAAAAUCAAAGGUACGCCAGGCGGGUUGUCCUCAUCCGAGCGACAGCCACACACACACUGGGUGCACUUCUGUAUUUCAAACGCUCGAGGACUGUCGCCGGACCAGCAACAGGGAAGGAAGGGACACAAAGGACCUCUUACAUUGACAUAAGCCAUGGCUUGCAGUGUCAGGAGGUCACAGGUCGUGAACAAUACCACAUGAUCGAAGACUUUCCUGAGCUGAGUGGAUGGGUAUAUGUACGAGAUACGUGAGUGGAUCGGUAUUGCUCAUCUUAGGGACUUACACUUACUGUUCACAUCUGACAGGAUCUGAAGGAAUAUGUGCUGUUCACAACUGAAGGAAUAUGUAUUGUUCACAAUUGAAGGAAUGUGUUCUAUUCACAACUGAAGGAAUAUGUUCUGUUUACAACUGGGCGGAUGUGUACAGUUAGCGCUUGUGUACAACUUACAAGUCAGAGGACAGAUCACUUUAUAUUUACGGCGAUGAUUGGGUUAACCCUUUAACUGAACUAAACAGUGUACAGUUGGACCAAGUGACUGAAUUGAUACAGAUUACAAGGAAGGAAUGAGGAAUAUUUUGUCGUCCGACAGAUCCUGAUAGCGUGGCUGGGAACUCAGAAGAUUAAAAGUGUAAAACAAAGAAAUUGUACUUUGUGUGAAAACACAUUGUGCAGGUAGCAGGUUGUUUGGAAGAUGUAUGCAGCUCACCUGUCGCCAGAUUCCACGCCUCUGGAUCUGUCUCCAAACAUGGAGCCAUGCGACGCCUUAUCGCAGGAGGCCCCGCGAUUCCCCCUCAAGGCGGUGACCAAACUGGAGGAGGUGGAGGAGAUGGAGGAGAUGGGCGAGGAAGAAGAAGAGAAAGGUCCGCAGUCCAGCAGCCUUCUGUCCGACCCUGACCGGGCAGCCGACCGGGAGGCGGUGGCAGUAACACUGGUGACGAUGGACAUGGCCAAGGCCCCCGCUCCCGGCUCCUGGCCCAUGACCCUGUUGGCUGGCGAGGGCGGAGGUGGGGCCGAUAUGAGGCGCAUGCCGCGCAAGAAGCAGCGGAAAAAACCUCGGGAGGACGAGAAGAUCUGCCGGGUGUGCGGCGACAAGGCCCUGGCCCACAACUUCGACGCCAUCACCUGCGAGUCGUGCAAGGCCUUCUUCCGCAGAAACGCGCUGCGCUCGGAGCGCAGCUCGUGUUUGUUCAAAAACAACUGCCCCAUCACGAUUCAGACGCGGCGAUUCUGUCCGUCCUGUCGCCUCAAGAAAUGUUUUGAUGUCGGCAUGAAAGCCGAUUUCAUCCUGGACGAGAGUGAACGCAAGGCCCGGAUGGACAAGGUUACAUUGAACCGCGUCAAGCGCCUGACGAGGGACUCGCUGGACGACAUGGGCGACUCUCAGGUAGGGUCAUCCAGUCAGUCGUACUCCUUGACCUCUCCGCUUCCCCGUGACGACACGUCGCAAGCUGCAAGCCCCGACGCGCACCCGGUGGGGCUGGUAUACCAGCAACAUCAGCAGUCGGUUCUGCAGGACAUGUUGUUUCAGCAGCAGCCACCGCUACAGGAGACGAUUGCCCACGGCCCUAGUCAUCAGCAUCCGAGCAGCAUUAACAUUUCACCCGAAUGCCGCCCAACCGAGCUGCCUGAGCCAGUCGCAGGACCUGAGGCAAGAUGUCGACUGUCUGAACACCUGCAGCACUUCCAUCAAAUUCAGCAGCAGCAGCAGCAGCCGCCGUCACUCACCUCCCAGGCAUCCUGCCACAGUCCCCUCUCACCCCACUCCUCCUCGACCACCUACAGCCGGCACACUCCUAAUGUCACUGCGGCCCCUUCUGCUGCGCCUGCACCGUUGGAACCGGAUUUCCAGCACGUGCCGCGCGACCUUCUGCCCUCUGACCCGCACAUGUACUGGCGGCUGUCGGAGGAGGAGAAGACUCUGCUGACGCAGCUGUCCAGCGCCUAUCAGGACACCAUCCUGACCCUUCCCGAGCGCGUGCCAGCCAGCGAGCUUGGGUGCCGCCUGGGCAACCCACCGCCCCCACGAACACUGGAGAACAUCUUUGAGACGGCAGAGAAGAAUGUGAGGCAGAUCGUCACCUUCGUGCAGCGCCUGGGGGACUUCCAGAUGCUGCGGCAGGACGACCAGAUCGCCACACUGCAGGCUUCUGGCUUGCGCGUGAUUCUCUUGCGAUGGUCAGCCCUGUUCGUCGUAGAGCGCGACGCCUGGCUGUCCAGAUACGGAGAGACAACCGUGGCCAGCAUGGCGCUGAUAUUUGGUCACGAGGAUGUCAUUCGCAGAUUGUCCAUCUUCUGCAGAUCGGUGAAGAUUAUCCUGAAGAAUGAUGUUACACUCUACGUCCUUCUGCACUGCCUGGUAAUGUUCGAUCCGCGCGAGGCCAACAUCGUGGACCGGCAGCUGAUCAACACUUUCCGGGACAAGUACAUCAUCCUGCUGAAGCACUACCUUGAGUCUGAGUACUCAUUCCUGUACGCUGAGCGCUACAUGAGUGCCAUCAUGGACAAGGUGGUGGAGAUCCGCCAGACGGCGCAGCUGAGCUUAACGGCCAUGCGCCAGUUCAUGGACUUCAUCCCGCCACUGAUGAAACAACUCCUCAAUCUGAGCGAGUGUAGUUAGGAGAGCGGAGGGGGCUAACUGGGCGAGUGGAGGAUAGACGCCAGGUCGUGUUGUCCACCCGAGUUCCCCAAACCCUCCUUUGGAUUUUGACUUGCCUGCUUGUCUUUGCUGUCGGGUGUAGUAGUUUGUGGCGCUGUUGUUGCUGUUUCUCAUCCUCAUCAACAUUUCAGUUUUGCAGAUGAUUUCCACCUGCCUGCCGGCGGAAGAGAAGUUCAACCCAAGCAGCACACACACACACACUCACUCACACACGCACAGACGGCGCACAUUCACACACCAUUAUACUUUCAGUUAUGAGGCUAAUGUUUUCUUGUAGAAAUAUUCGCUGAAAAUGGACAAAGUGAAAAUCACAAAACAAAAAGCAAAAGAAACACGAAAAAGUUCAUGUUUUCGCAGCCAUCAACGUACCAGGAAUACCCCCGGUUUAUACGACAGGUACAUAUCGCUUUGAUGCAUCGUCUCGGCACACUGGAUCAUUUUUGUGUGAACUGUUUGAUGUUUCAGGGUAGGACCUGACUCAGCAGGAACUUGCUCAGCAGCUCAAUUUUAUCCGAGCCCUUUUUUCUCAUUAGAUUCUAUGGACGAGUCGAAAGCGAGUUGUCCCUUGAUACUAAGAAGGGCCUGUGGUAUUAAUUCAUCUGUAGAUGUAACAUAUUUAUUAUAAGUUGUUCACCUCAUAUCGACAAGGUGCUGUGCUGUGCAUAAUUUUGAUAAUGUAUGUUUGCUACGAAGAUUUAGACAUGACGUAGAAAUAGCUUAAGAGGAGCUUUUAAAUCGAAUUAUGUUGCGGUAACGAAGAGCCACAAUGUAAUGUUAACAGUUUGCAACACAAAACUGUGAAAUUCUGUUGAGCAGUUCUCAUCUUUCACUUUCCCCACUCGCUCCUCUCCAACACUCAUAAAAGCGAGUUUAUUUUAGCAGAUAUCAUCUUUUUCUUUAACUCCUUGCAUCUCUUACACCUUAUCACCCUUACCCCUCCCUACAUGGUCUUAGCUACUUAUAAUUCUAAUAGUAUUUUCUGUAAUCAUGCAAAAAGUCUGCAUCUCAUUUUACGUAUUGUACCAGGUAAAGUCUAGGAAAACUUCGACGCCUCAUUCUUGUCACCUGCCAGAGUGCCGGAAAGUUGACCGUACACAGCGGGAAUCGGUUAUUUUAUUUAUUUUAUUUGUACUUUUUGUCAGUCUGAUGUGGCCAACCUGCUGCCUUGACUGGUCAAUGCCAUAUCGUCGGAAUUGUUUAUAUUUUACCAAGCAUUCGCGUGGGACAAAAUAGCUUAGUUUGUGUUUUCGUAAAAAACGAAACUGUUCUGAUGCGCCUGAUAACUUAAUGCCAAGAAAUAUGAAUAAAAUAUUAAUUCAACUUCA